Onthophagus taurus is the source of this 4575-nucleotide messenger RNA. RefSeq names its product lachesin. The record is from RefSeq and is a predicted model, not a curated record. NCBI's taxonomy places the organism in Eukaryota, Metazoa, Arthropoda, Insecta, Coleoptera, Scarabaeidae. Gene Ontology annotation, cellular component: neuron projection.
GCACACUCGUUGUUAGAGAUUCCGCGCGAAACAUCGAAAAAGCAGGCCGUUUAUUUGGUUGGAAAGAACAUUAAGAAGCACAUUACGAGUAUAAGAAGAUUUCAAAAUGUUCCUUGGAUUCCCAUUAAAAGUGCUUGUAUUGGUUACAGUGGUGAUACGAAUAGGAAUGGCUAACGACCCUUUCAAGAACCAUCACGGUCCCGUUGGUGCCGUCGAGGCGCUGAAGAAUUCACAAAUACCCAUCGAUGCAAACUCGUUCAAUCCGGAUUUCACGUCUGAAAUCCAAAACGUAACGGUGCCUGUGUCAAGGGACGCAACGUUUAGGUGCUCCGUGAACCGGCUCGGUGGAUACAGGGUUGGCUGGGUAAAGGCGGACACAAAGGCCAUCCAAGCUAUCCACGACCACGUGAUUACUCAUAACCCUCGCGUUUCCGUCACUCACCGCGAUCACACCACGUGGAGUUUACACAUCAAGAACGUGCAAGAGGAGGAUAGAGGGCAGUACAUGUGUCAAAUUAACACCGAUCCGAUGAAGAGUCAGACCGCCACACUUGACGUCACUGUACCACCGGACUUCAUAUUCGAGGAGACAUCUGGUGAUGUUGACGUACCGGAAGGGGGGACAGUCAAACUAACUUGCAAAGCUAAAGGUCAGCCAGAACCUACUAUUGUAUGGAGAAGAGAGAGUGGAGAAGACAUCGUCUUUAGAGAUCACGGUGGCGGUUUGCUUAAAACGCCAUCAUUUCGCGGGGAAAUUCUGAAACUUCCCAAAGUAUCGAGGUCGGAGAUAGGGGCGUACCUGUGCAUAGCAUCGAAUGGAGUGCCUCCCUCUGUCAGCAAGCGGAUUCUGCUCAACGUAAAUUUUAACCCAGUGAUUCAAGUACCCAAUCAACUCGUCGGAGCCCCCCUCGGUACCGAUGUUAUGUUGGAAUGCUACGUCGAGGCCUCUCCCAAAGCGAUCACGUUUUGGAUGAAGGAUCAAGACGAAAUGAUGGUUUCCAGUAGCAAGUAUGACGUGGACCAAAUAGCAACGUCAUCCUUCGAGAUCAAAAUGAUCGCGGUCGUCAAAAAUUUUCAAAAAGAAGAUGUCGGCACCUACAGAUGUAUGGCUAAAAAUUCUCUCGGCGAAGUUGAAAGUAACAUUCGCCUUUACGAUAUUCCAGAUCCAAAUGGAAAAAGUUCGCCGUAUGACGAUCAAGAUUACGUAGAUCAAACAGGUUCUGCGGAAAAUGAGCAUGAAAGACGUCGUUCUCCUCGUAUACACGAGCGAGGUCGAGCUGAUAAAAACACUGGGACAGCUCGUCAUGCUAAUAUUUAUAAGGAAAAUCGAGUACCAAUUGAAAUAAUGGCGGUGUCGCGAUCUGAAAGGAGCGCGAUCAGUAUUUUAUUGAUAAUAUUGUUAAUGAUCGUGUAUGUUAUCGAGAUGGCUGUGGCUAUAUGAAUGCGAAUGAUUCGGAAAUCCAUUUGUAGCGACAAUAACGUACGUCAUAUGUGUACCCCUUGCGCUCCCUGACUUCACUGUAAAUACCUUUUCCGUUAUGUCGUGGCUUAACCAAAGGGUGCAGCGUUCCAGGCCGGCGAAGGAUGGAUGACCAUAACAUGUUUGUUGCCUUAAAAAGUAUUAGACGGUUAACGAGAAAUUUAGACUAUUAUAACGACAUUGUUAUUGUCGGUUACGGUUAGCAACAUUAUUUAUUGUUACAGUUAUUUUCGUCGUGGUGCGAGUUCUUCGCGUUAAUAAGAGACAAAACUUUGGGGACGAACUGAAUACGAAGGGAGAAGCGCUGCCGUGGUUAGAUAAGGAAGGGUUGAAAGUUGAUUGACAGUUAGGAAAAAUUCAAUUUUUGUUUGAAAGAAUAAUUUUGUCACAAUUCAAUUGAAGAUUUAGAAAUCCAAAAAUGGAAUAUUAUCCAGAGCAAAUGGAGGGUGAACGCCGAGAAUCGGAAAAUAAUAAAAUUCGGCCCAAUUAAAAAUGGAAAGAUGCUUUCUAAUUGUGAUUAAGGAUAAUAGCAUAUUCAAUUCGGUCGGCUGGGUAGGUUCUGGGGGAUUUUCCCUCCCUCGAGACAAUCGAUAAAUUUUGCGCCACUUUACGUGCAUAUCGCGGAAUUAUAUGAGAGAGCUCGGGCUCCAUCUAUUGUUAUACCCGAGACAGUACCUUCUGUUUCAGAAAUCACUUUCGCGUAGGCAUUCACCUAAUUCUUGUUCGUUCGAGCGCGAUUCACAAACCCGCUUUUUUUCGCCGGUAUUUUUAUAUAGUUUCGGUUUCGAUUUAAACUUGCAAUUCUCCCUAAGAAAUAUAAUCUCAUAUAGACAGAAAACUUUUUAAAUCUCUUUCCUUCUAGGGGGUAUUUUUACUUCUCCAACUUUUCUCGACUUUUUUCGUUUGCGAAAAUAUUAAAUUAUCCCCACACUUACACUUUAAGAGAGAACUCAAUUUUUCGAUAUUAAGAGGGAAAAAUCGAACUCUAAAGCGUCCAAAAUGCCGAUUCGUUAAUAUCCACUAAAAACGUUCCCGACACAAUUAAACGAACAUUCAUAUAAAUAUCACAUUUAUUGUCAAUGUUUUAAUUAAUAUUUAUGAUAUAUUUAUAACAGAGUGUCCUCAUAACCCCUCUAAUUAUACUAAUUGAACGUAUAAAGAUAGACUUUAUAUAUAUAUAUAGGUUUAAAUGUUUGUGUGUUUGUUUAAGCUAUACAUCCAUUAAAAAUACAUUUGAUUGGGAACACAACAAUAAUAUGUAUUAUGUUUCCUGAAAUUGGAACUGUUUACGUACGAUGAUAGGGUAAACCAUUUGGAAUUGCGGCUGCGGCUUGUUACUCGCUGUCGUACGAUAACCCAGGCGAAUGCGAUUGUGGGAUUUUGAUCCUUUAGAAUGAAAGGAAGGUCUGGAAGGUCCAGAGUGAUUUGUGGCCAUACGGAAACUACCUUGAUCAUUUCGUUCGGUGUCAGGUGUUAUCGUAAGCUGGAGAGUCGCCAGGGAAGACGCCGCCGGGCGUCGCGUCCUAUUCAGCACAGAUUUCGGGGUAAAUGUAGCUGAGAAAUUGGUAAAAAACGACCCAUCUUUAUAGAUCACCCGGCCAUUGUUCGCGCGCCUGCAGUCGCCGACCAGGUUUGCCGAUUAACGAUUAAUGUAUUGAGAGACACGGUCCAUUGUUAUGGCUUUUCUAUGUCAAUGAAUGAGCCGCUAUUAAAUAUGGCGAACUGAAAGGCAGGAAUUGUCAUCUUGAUAUACCGCGCAUUAUGCACGCCUCGGCGGUCCCACUUCAUUGUCCAUCCUAGCAAUUAUAGAUUCCGCGAUUUCCUUGCAUCUUUAUUCCAGCAUCCUUCCACUUUCCAUCCAACUUCUCUUAUCCAUCAUUCACUUCGCUUUCUUUUUAUAUUUAAAUAACACUUAGCCACUGAAUUGGUUUAAUCAAUUUCAUCACCUUCAUUUUGCUCCUAAAUACUUAAAAUUAAUUUAAAAAUGUUAUGCUCUCAAAUAUCUUAUAUUUCUAUUGGUUUAAUCAAAAAUGGUCCCAAUCGCCUUCCUAAAUGCUUAGAAUGAAUUUAAAAAUUUUCUGCUUACCAUAAUUUUCGAAUUUGCAUAGCUACAUUUAAAAAAAUUGAUGAUCUGGAUGAGAUAGGGUUAUUAUCUGCUAUAAAUUUACCUUUUAUUAUUAUGGUGUUAUUGCAAUUUUAUUAAAUGUUGGAAAGAUGGUGUAAUUUAGUAGUAAUAUAAAAUAGUAUGAAAUUUGGCUUAAUUAAUCUUGUAUUAAUAAGUUAUAAUCUUUUAUUAGUAAUAUCUUGUAUGCUGUCAGAAGUAUCUAGUCUUCUACCACCAAUAAAGUGGUGUUUAAAGUGGUGCCAGCAGUCUUUGUCUUAUAAAAAGAAGCUUUGGUCUUCAAUUCAUAGUAGCCAGAAGUAUCCCUCAAAUCCUGUUAAUCCCCUGAAAACAGUAUCUAGCUUUUGUCAGCAAUACCUAGUUUUUUGAUAAUACUAUCUUAGGUCUGCAAGAACCUAAGAGUCUGCUACCAGUAGUGUUUAAUAUUUUAUAAGAAAAGUCUAGUGUUCUAUUGUUAGUGUCUUUUUCCGAGCACUGUUUAAUUUUUUUCCAGUAAAUUCUAGUCAUUUAGUGGCAGUAUCUAGUCUUUCGGCAGAUAUAUGUAGUUUUCUGCUAGCUAUAUCUAUGCAAAUAUAUCAUCUAAAUUACCCAUUUGCAUUUUGAUUAGAUAAAUAAGUAAUUAUGUAGAUUAUUUUACAAACCAUACAUUAUAGGGAUUCACAAAUAUCCCUUCAAAUAAUUAAAAAUUUCGUUGAUAAUUCAAGAUAUCCUUCCACUUUCAUCUAAUCAACUUCUCUUAUCCAUCAUUCACUUUGCUUUCUUUUUAUAUUUAAAUAACACUUAGCCACUAAAUUGGUUUAAUCAAUUUCAUCACCUUCAUUUUGCUCCUAAAUACUUAAAAUUAAUUUAAAAAUUUUAUGCUCUCAAAUAUCUUAUAUUUCUAUUGGUUUAAUCAAAAAUGGUCCCAAUCACCUUCCUAAAUACUUAGAAUGAAUUUAAAAAUUUUCUGCUUACCAUAAUUUUCGAAUUUGCA